Soboliphyme baturini is the source of this 1088-nucleotide messenger RNA. NCBI's taxonomy places the organism in Eukaryota, Metazoa, Nematoda, Enoplea, Dioctophymatida, Soboliphymatidae. The record is from the annotation of a GenBank genome assembly.
UUGGUUUGUGUUCUCCUUUCAGUCGUUGCCGAUGAGCACCUCUUCGCAGGAUUGGACGGUGAUCAGUACGUGAACGAUGUUUUUCCAAAGUUAGCGGUUAACUCGUACAAGCAAAACAGGCAGCACCAAAUAAUUGGCCCUGAUAACGGGGUGGACGUGGACCAAAGUGGUAACUUACAUGUAUUUCAUCGCGGCAGCAGGACAUGGAAUACGAAGUCGUUCAGCUUAGACAACCGCUUCAACCAUAUAAUAGAAGGACCGAUCAAGGAGGCCACUCACCUGGUGCUGAAUGGCAAAACUGGUACAUUACUGCAGAGUCUUGGUGCAAAUCAGUUUUACAUGCCUCAUGGCCUGACAUGCGAUAAACAGGGAAACGUGUGGUUGACUGAUGUUGCAUUACACCAGCCGACGCUGGUUCUUGGUGAAGCCUUUGUGCCAGGCUCAGAUCAGAAGCAUUUCUGCAAACCGACGGACGUCGCCGUUCUGGAAAGUGGGGAUGCCAUAUUUGUAGCUGACGGUUACUGCAACAGUCGCAUCGUGAAGUUUGACAGCAGUGGAAAGUACAUUCAGGAAUAUGGAGGAGACGGGGGUAAGCUAAGUUUCCGAAAGAUAGUAAGUAGUUUUUCAAUGUUACUGCAUGCAGUGUUCAAUGAAGCGAUGGCUCUGCCGGCUCUAGCGCAGCUGAACGUUCCUCAUUCGCUAGCAUUGUUCGAGAGCAUCAGCAUGUUGUGUGUGGCCGACCGCGAGAACCAGCGAGUGCUGUGCUUUUUGAUCGGGUCAUAUCCGUUUUCCGGCAAGGUUUUGGUAGAAAAGGACGGCCUCGGCAGGGUGUACGCCAUCUGUUCGUCCGGUAAUACAGUAAAAGUGAAGCACGAAAAGUUCGGCGGCCAGCUGUUCGGCGUCAGCAGUUUCGACGACGAAGACGAGAGUACGCUGUUCGAGAUCAACAUGAACACUCUGGAAGUAGGAUUUCACACACCAAACGUUGUCCAUGCCCACGAUAUUGCGGCCGACAAAGAAGGAAAUUUAUACAUUGCAUCCAUGAAUCCAAACCAGGUGACAAAACUGCUAAAUAUGGCAGCUUAAAU